AUGGAAAGUCACGAAGCGAAUGGUCUAGAAACUUCUGCUUUCAGAACAAUAUCCAUUUCUGUUGGUAUUGGAUCCAACUCUAAAGAAAAGUGUUUCAAGAAACUUUCAUGCAACAUGGUGUCACCAUGCUCUUGUCGGGUUGGGCGUUCGUCAUUUGCCGAAGCAAAUAAGCGACUGCAAAAGCUCGAUCGGGAUUAUCAUCACACCAAUGAGAAGUAUAUAGAACUACAAUCGGAAUGGUAUAGGCAUUGCGCUGGACGCUGGUAUAGGUACUGCGAUAGACGCUCAAACCAUUACAGUCGAUGGAUUGGAUACUGUAUUAGUCAGAGCGAGGAUGCGGUGGAGCAACUACAAAUGGUUCUUGACAAGCUGAAUACAGAAGAGGAAGCACCAAAAAGAGGAAGAGACACCUCUAGUAAUAGCAAGCAAUUCUUCUUGAUGCACGGUUGUAAAAGCAUGACACAAGAAAAGAUGAAAUUACGACUAAAAUCAGAUAACAAAGAGGAGUACAAUGAUGACAUGAGUCAAGAAAAAAUAGAUGUCCAAAGAAUUAAUGACAAGUUGAACUACCUACAACGAGUAAUUCCAAAAAUUACCAGCAAGAAACCUAUACAUGAUUUGUUGAGGCCAGUUAAAGAGAUGAAGAAGUUGAUGGAAAAAGCUAUUUUGAAUGGUGCAUUGGUGGGAAACCACACAAGUCAAGACGAUAUGAAAAAUUCUACAAGUAUCGAAAUAAAGAAAACUUCUACUUUCAAAACAAAAUCCAUCUCUGUUGGUAUUGGAUCCAACUACAAGGAAAAGUGUUUCAAGAAACUUUCAUGCAACAUGUUGUCAUCAGGUCCUGGCCUGGGUGGGCGUUCGUCAUUUGCAGAAGCGUAUAUGCGAUUGCAAAAGCUCGAGCGAGAUUAUCAACACGCAUGCGAGAAGUAUACAGAAUUACGAUCAAAGUUGUAUCCGUACUGCGUUGUAAACUCAAAGCAUUACAGUAGAUGGAUUCGAUAUUGUAUCGAUAAAUGCGAGGAUGUGGUGGAGCAACUGCAGAUGGCAAUACGUGAAGCUAUGAUUCAGGCACGGAGACUGAAUUUCAAUGGAUCUCCUGAUCAAAUCGGACUCGCUUCAGGUGAUACAAGCGAUCAAUCGAGACUCUCACAUAGCGGCUAUACACGGCAUCCUAUCCGACAUUAG
This is a messenger RNA of Arabis nemorensis, 1185 nucleotides long. The record is from the annotation of a GenBank genome assembly. NCBI's taxonomy places the organism in Eukaryota, Viridiplantae, Streptophyta, Magnoliopsida, Brassicales, Brassicaceae.